This is a messenger RNA of Durusdinium trenchii, 2601 nucleotides long. NCBI's taxonomy places the organism in Eukaryota, Dinophyceae, Suessiales, Symbiodiniaceae. The record is from the annotation of a GenBank genome assembly.
UAUCGUUUUGUCAACCAUUCUGACAGUGGUUGGCCUGUCAUGACGGAAUUGAAGAUCACUGCUAAGAAGGGCACCGGCUUUUACAUCCGCGCUGCCGCCACCUUUUUGCGUGGCACGGACGAGAAGCCACCCGUACCGUCAGUGAUCCUGAGCGGCACAGGCUCUGCUACCACCACCGUGGUCGAGACAGCUCAUGCCAUUCAAAAGCAGGGCUUGGCCAAAAUCACUCGAGUGGAGACGGGAUAUCCGACCACUGGUGGUCAAUCUACGGCCCGAUUAGCCGUGACGCUCACCGCUGAUUGGCCCUUCCCAGAUCCCAGCAGCUACUGCAACUUCGAUGAAGUUCGGGUAGAAAGCUAUGCCUUAGAUCUGGAGAUCAACUUUGAGAAAGGCAUUUUGCAGGGCUCCAUCGAGCUUGAGCUCUUAGCCAUUCAGGAGAGCAGCCGGUUGGUGUUGGACACCCGUAGCCUAAGCAUCAGCAGAGUGACCGCUGACGGGGCCAGCGCUAGCUUUCAGUUGGGAAGUGCAGGCCGAAAGUCUGAAGCACUGGGGGAAGCUUUAGAGAUAGAACUGCCGAAGAAGCUGUCACCUGGCGAGAAGGCCAAAGUGCACAUCGAGUAUGCCACAGCUCCAGAUGCGGUGGCAAUACAGAUCCUGUCUCCAGAGCAGACACAAGGAAAGAAGCACCCAUAUCUCUUCACGCAGUGCCAAGCCAUUCAUGCACGGUGCCUGAUGCCUUGCCAGGACACACCAGGCGUCAAGAGCAAGUACACCGCAAAAAUGACGGCACCGUCGCCUCUCACUGUGCUGAUGUCUGCAGUUCCGGAAGGGGAGCCCAAGGAAGUGGAUGGCAAACGCUGCUUCUACUUCACGCAGAAGGUGCCCAUCCCCAGCUAUUUGCUGGCAAUUGCCUGCGGCAACUUAGCUUCGCGCCGCCUGGGCCCGCGGAGCCACGUGUGGAGCGAGCCGGAGGCGGUCGAGGCCUGUGCCUUUGAAUUUUCAAACACCGAGAAGUUCAUGAGCAUCGGCGAGAAGCUCUUUGGUGAAUACGUUUGGGGCAUCUACGACCUCUUGGUGCUGCCUCCAUCCUUUCCUUACGGCGGUAUGGAAAACCCAUGCCUGACCUUUGUCACUCCCACACUUCUGGCAGGUGAUCGCUCCCUUGCAGACGUGGUCGCACAUGAGAUCACGCAUAGCUGGUUUGGCAACUUGUGCACCAAUCGAAGCUGGGAAUGCUUCUGGUUGAAUGAAGGCUUCACCAAGUUUGGUGAGACCCGCAUCAUGGGCAACAUGAAUGGAGCUGACUACGAACAGCUGCUACUGAGGAAUGACUGCUUGAAAUUGUCGGAAGACGUAGCUCUCUUUGGGCCUGAGCAUGAGUUCACCAAACUGUGUCCACAGCUGAAGGGAGUGGAUCCUGAUGAUGCCUUCAGUGGCAUCCCAUACAUGAAAGGCGAACUUAUGCUACGGCAUUUGGAGAAGAUUGUGGGGCAGGAGCGUUUUGAAGCUUAUCUCAGAGCUCAUGUGAAGCGCUUCUCUGGAGGGUGCUUGGAUGAGAACGACUUCAAGAACUUCUUCUUGGAGCACUUUUCCAGUGAGCCAGCCGUCAAAGAGGUCGAUUGGCAGAAGUGGUUCUACGGACGUGGAAUGCCAGAGAUGCCUGCUCUCCACUCCACGCUGGCUGAGAAGGUUGAGCUGUUGUUCUCCUCGCUGAAGGGUGGAUAUGAUGGGGCGGCAGAGGACAUCAAAGACUGGUUUCCCAAGCAAACUGAGUUGCUCCUGGACCGCUUGGUGGACUAUGCCCGUGAGCAGGCAGCCGCUGGCAAAGCGGUAGAGGUUCAAGGGCGGCUGAAUGCGUGGAAUGAAGCUUUCGGCUUCGAUAGCACGAAGAAUGCCGAGAUCCGCUUCCGCUGGCUGAUGCUGGCCUUGGCCUGCAAUGACCCUUCCCGUGUGGAUGCAGCCAUUGCCAUGGCUCAGGAGGUGGGACGCAUGAAAUUCACCCGCCCACUCUACCGAGAACUGAUCAAGGAGCCAAGCCGUUUGCCAAAGGCUAAGACAGCCUUUGAGGCAGCCAAGGGCUCCUACCACCCGCAUCUUGGUCGAAAGGAUUCGGGACGGGUCGUGUCUCUUCUCCCCUCGGUGGUUUGGCAGACUCCCAGAGGCUGAACUGAAGAUGGCCCCGUGUGGCCCGUGCAAGGUGCAGAGGUUGUUUUGAGUCGUGUGUUCUGCCCUUUGAUUAUUGGGGAUGAACAGCAUCAGAGAUGUGCUUUGGCUACUUCCACUGCCGCCCCUUCGGUUGGUUUGAACGCAACGGCGCAAAGAGUCGGUGCCGCCUUGCAGAGCUCCAGAGCUGUAGAACGUAUCCAAGGAUCACUGCCAAAAUGGUAGCACAAGACUUUGCGAAAGCUGAAGCCAAAUGAGGAGUGCAGUGUUGUGGACCUGGUGCAGUCUCAACAGCCUCCCGAAAGAAGGUGCGCCAGGAAACUUUGGACCAGCCUGGCAGCUCUUUCCGCCACUGGAGCACGCUAUGGCAUAUCUUGUGGCGAUGUUUAGGUAGCUAGGGUAGCUACUAGGCUGAAGCGACAGGCUCGUGGUGUCGAA